This is a messenger RNA of Entelurus aequoreus (snake pipefish), 1470 nucleotides long. RefSeq names its product 5-hydroxytryptamine receptor 4-like. The record is from RefSeq and is a predicted model, not a curated record. Gene Ontology annotation, molecular function: G protein-coupled serotonin receptor activity. Lineage: Eukaryota; Metazoa; Chordata; Actinopteri; Syngnathiformes; Syngnathidae. Bases 248 to 1420 code for a protein of 390 amino acids. The transcript is spliced from 8 exons. Gene Ontology annotation, biological process: chemical synaptic transmission; regulation of appetite; adenylate cyclase-activating adrenergic receptor signaling pathway. Gene Ontology annotation, cellular component: plasma membrane.
GUAUGAAGAAAACAGAGGAGUUGACUAUCGCUCUGUGAUUGACAGCUAUGAACACCAAUCCUUGCAUUCCCUCUGAUGGGAUGAGGGCCUCAAGGGCUUCAGCCCAGGAAGCAGUCUUCUAUUGGAGAGUCCUGCUGGAGUAUGAGAGCAUCUCAGCACACCUGAACAGGAGGAACGGAGGCGAGGAGCCGGUCGCAGGGCAGGAACAUGGGGUGACCUGGGCCGACCUCAAGGCAGAUGACCAGUGAUGGCCACAGCAUCACCUGGACUAUUUCAGCAUGACGUCAUUAAGGCAGAACGGGAAGAAGAACUGCUGAAGUCACUGGAGAGCAUCCUUCUCACCGCCGGGCUGUCCAUCAUCAUCGUCAUGACGGUGUUUGGAAACCUACUGGUCAUGGUGGCGCUCUGCAAGGAUCGAAAUCUACGGAAGAAAAAGACCAACUACUUCAUCGUCUCGCUGGCCUUUGCCGACCUGCUGGUGGCGCUGGUGGUGAUGCCCUUCGCCGCCAUCGAGCUGACCACCGGCGUGUGGAAGUACGGCCAGCUCUUCUGUCUGGUGCGGACCUCGCUGGACGUCCUGUUGACCACCGCCUCCAUUCUGCAUCUCUGCUGCAUUGCACUGGACAGGUACUACGCCAUCUGCUGCCAGCCUCUGGUGUACAGACACAAGAUGACCCACCUCAGAGUGGCGGUGAUGCUCGGUGGCUGCUGGCUCAUCCCCACCUUCAUUUCCUUCUUACCCAUCAUGCAAAGCUGGCACGCCAUUGGCAUCGAGGAUAUUAUCGAGGAGAGGCGUUCCUCACCAGGAGGCUCCAACGACACAAGUUGCGUGUUUGUGGUCAACCGUCCAUACGCUCUGAUCUGCUCCACGGUGGCCUUCUACGUGCCGCUGGCCCUCAUGGUCCUGGCCUACCAGCGCAUCUACGUCACCGCCAUGAGCCAUGUGCGGCAGAUUGAGACGCUACAACGCGCUGGCUCCGCCCCAGUUACCCCCGCCAUCAUCAUGAGGUCAUCGACCUGCUCGGACCACUACCACCUGAGGACGGAGCAGACUCCACUUGCCAACAGUCGCAUGCACAUUGAGACCAAAGCGGCAAAGACCCUGGCCAUCAUAAUGGGCUGCUUCUGCCUGUGCUGGGCACCCUUCUUCAUCACCAACGUGGUGGACCCCUUCAUCCACUACUCCGUGCCCUGGCAGCUAUGGACUACAUGGCUUUGGCUCGGCUACAUCAACUCGGGCCUGAACCCCUUCCUCUACGCCUUCCUCAACCGGGCUUUUCGAAGGGCCUUUCUGGUGAUUCUUUGCUGUGGGGAUGAGCGCUUCGUACGCCAGGCUAGCUCCUCCUAUGGACCCGCCCACAGAGUGUGCUCGCCAUCCGUCAACGGGACUUCCAUGGCACUAAGCUUCUUUCUGCCAUGAGAACCUCAAAGAGGCUGAACUCCAGAAUGAAAGUCAAGCAAUAAAGUGGU